Blumeria graminis f. sp. triticale is the source of this 1218-nucleotide messenger RNA. NCBI's taxonomy places the organism in Eukaryota, Fungi, Ascomycota, Leotiomycetes, Helotiales, Erysiphaceae. The record is from the annotation of a GenBank genome assembly.
AUGUCUACCAUGAGUCCCGAUGAUUCAAUCGCCUUGAUCAAAGCUAAUCUAGCCGAGGUUCUUAAUCCAGAGAUUAUCGAUCAUGUCGUCCGCGUUGAGCAGCGACCGCUCAAGGUUUACUGGGGAACGGCGACGACUGGUCGACCACACUGCGGAUACUUAGUGCCCAUGAUCAAGGUGGCUGAGCUCCUUCGAGCAGGCUGCCACGUAAAAAUACUACUUGCAGAUAUACAUGGCUACCUAGAUAAUAUGAAGGCACCACUAGAGCUUGUUGCAUUUCGCGCCAAGUAUUAUGAGAAGAUCAUAAAAUCAUUACUUCAGGCCGUUGGAGUAGACAUCUCACGGCUUGAAUUCAUACUUGGGAGUUCGUACCAACUCGGCAAGGACUACACUCUCGAUCGGUUCAAGCUGGAAGGUAUCACUCGAAUAAAUGUGGCACAAAAGGCAGGCGCAGAGGUGGUUAAGCAAACAGACGAUCCUACCCUUGGUGGUUUGAUCUAUCCGUUGAUGCAAGCAUUGGACGAGCAAUAUCUGGAUGUUGAUGCACAAUUUGGCGGCGUUGAUCAGAGAAAAAUAUUUACGUUUGCCAUUGAGAAUCUUCCCAAGAUUGGAUAUAAAAUGCGAGCGCACCUUAUGAACACCAUGGUUCCUGGAUUGGGUGAGGCAGCCAAAAUGAGCGCUAGUGACGUCGAUUCCAAAAUUGAUGUUCUAGAUGGUCCUGACUUGGUUGGAAAAAAGCUCAAGAAGGCAAAGUGUGUUCCUAAAGAGGUAGAAGGUAAUGGAGUCUUAGCUUUCGUGGAACACGUCAUAUUCCGCGCUAUUGCCCUCAAGUCAGGGCUCCCCGCUAUUUUUACCGUAGAAAGAGAAAGCAAUGAGGAUUCGCUAGUUUACACAUCUAUUCAACAGCUCAAAGAAGAUUACGCAGCCGAUAUCCUUACUCCUCAGCUACUCAAAGUUGCACUAACAAGACAUCUGAACGAUAUUCUUAGUCCCGUCCAUGCCGACUAUGAAGCUGACAACGAAUGGAAAGAUAUUGAGGCGCGUGCAUACCCAGCUGUUCAAGCAGAGAAAAAAGUCAAGAAGCCCAAAGACAAAGGUGACCCAGUUAAGCGCGCAGCCGCAGCUGCGGCAAGAAAAGUGGCUGAGCCAGAUGCAUCGAAUACUUCUAAUGAAAAGCUUGAAGUAGAAAAGUCUACACCUUGUUUAAGCACAGAGUAG